Molecule: messenger RNA, 1458 nt
Organism: Paramuricea clavata
Lineage: Eukaryota; Metazoa; Cnidaria; Anthozoa; Malacalcyonacea; Plexauridae
Source: the annotation of a GenBank genome assembly
AUGCUUUCAUCGCUCGUAUAUUUCACUCGUGUAGUGUUUGUGGCAACUUUCGGCUUUCUAUUCUUUCUGGCAAGUACGAUUAUUGUGGUUUUUCUCGCGGCAAGAUGGUGGAUCAACAAGAGAGGGAAAUCAAAAUAUGAAGCUUCAGCAUCGUAUAUUUCGGACAGUAAACCUAGUACUGUAGCAUUUUUUCACCCGUACUGUAAUGCUGGUGGCGGGGGCGAGAGAGUUUUGUGGACUGCUAUACGUUCUCUACAGAAUGAACAUUCCCAUCUGAAGUUUGUUGUUUACACUGGAGAUCAGGAUGUGACUGGAGAUGAUAUCUUAAGACGAGCAAAAGAGAGAUUUAAUAUCACAUUACUAAGACCUGUCAAGUUUGUGUUCUUAAAAAACCGUCAGUGGGUAGAAGCCAGUCCUUACCCUUUCUUUACAUUGUUGGGUCAAAGCAUUGGUUCAAUAUUUCUUGGUUGGGAAGCUCUGGUGAAAUUUAAUCCUGAUAUCUAUAUAGAUACCAUGGGUUAUGCCUUUACAUUACCAUUAUUCAAAUAUGUUGGUAAAUGCGAUGUAGGUUGUUAUGUCCAUUACCCAACCAUCAGCACUGACAUGUUAUCAAAAGUUAGUGACCGGCGAGCAACAUAUAACAACGCAUCAUUCAUAACAAGAAGCCGUAUUUUAAGUGGAGUGAAAUUGACUUAUUACAAGCUGUUUGCAUAUAUCUAUGGUUUGGCAGGAUCCUGUGCUAAUGUUGUCAUGGUUAACUCAUCCUGGACAUUUGGUCAUAUUAAAGCACUUUGGAAGAAGGAUAGUAUUGUUAUUGUGUACCCACCAUGUGACACAAAAGCAUUCCUAAAUAUCCCGAGAAAAGAUGCCAGUGGGAUAAAGAGUGUUGUUUCUAUUGGACAGUUUAGACCCGAGAAAGAUCAUGCAUUACAAAUCAGAUCAUUUGCUCAGUUUCUACAUGAAAUACCUAGUAGGGACCAAAAGCAUUAUAAACUUAUUCUUGUUGGUAGUUGUCGAAAUCAGGAUGAUGCUGAUCGUGUUGAUAGCCUUCGAGAACUUGCCGGUCAGUUGAACGUCAAGCAACAUGUUGAGUUUGCUCUUAAUGUUUCAUUUGAUGAGUUAAAGAAUCACCUUGCAGAAGCAACCAUAGGUUUACAUACCAUGUGGAAUGAACAUUUUGGUAUAGGAGUGGUUGAAUGCAUGGCAGCUGGGGUGGUUGCACUCGCUCACAAUUCUGGAGGACCUAGAAUGGAUAUUGUCACAGAAUGGAAUGGUACCCAAACUGGUUUCUUAGCUGAUACUGAGGAAACGUAUGCCCAAGCAAUAAAUAAAAUAUUCUCAUUGCAUCCAGAUGAAAUUGAUAUGAUAAAAAAGAAUGCUAGGGAAUCUGUACAAGAACGUUUCUCAGAAACUGCAUUUGAAACUGGAUUUCUAGAAUGUAUUAAGCCAAUUAUAUAA